AUGACACAGAGCCCGUAUCUUAUCGACGACACAUCUCACUCUACGGAGUCUGAACUAUGGGAAUACGCUCUAACACCCGGGUACUUCGGCGGCCGUACGCUACGCGAUCUAUCUCAAGCCCCUCUCCGUCUAGCUUACUGGAGACUGGAAUCGAGCAAACUAGUAGAGCUGGCUCUAAGUCUCUCAGAUUCAUUCAGCAACUCUGAGUGGGAAGAAGGAAGAGCCUACCAGGAGGACCCGCCAACCCGUAUCCACCACCAUUUAGAGUGGCGAGUGACAAUCAACAAUCGGGAGGUGUCACAGGACACGGAAGAAAACCUUACGCUGGACCCUAGCUCCUUUUGA
This is a messenger RNA of Penicillium cosmopolitanum, 345 nucleotides long. RefSeq lists its product as uncharacterized. NCBI's taxonomy places the organism in Eukaryota, Fungi, Ascomycota, Eurotiomycetes, Eurotiales, Aspergillaceae. Bases 1 to 345 code for a protein of 114 amino acids. The transcript has a single exon. The record is from RefSeq and is a predicted model, not a curated record.